Clonostachys solani is the source of this 969-nucleotide messenger RNA. The record is from the annotation of a GenBank genome assembly. NCBI's taxonomy places the organism in Eukaryota, Fungi, Ascomycota, Sordariomycetes, Hypocreales, Bionectriaceae.
AUGGAUUUCUCCAACCAGUAUCAGUUUGCUGGCACCCAGCAGCCGGCGGGUUACAACCCUUUUAUGUCUGUUGAUCCCUUGACGCCCUCUCGCUCACAAUCAGACGAUUAUAACGGUUCCUCACCUGAAGUCUUUGAUUCCAUUCCUGCCAAUGAUGGCUUCCAGACCUUCGACUAUCCCCAGAGCUUCUCCCAGCCGCCCCAGCAGAGCUCCAUCUUCACCGCCAACGGCGGUCCGCCGACACCCCCCAACCAGUCUGCAUUCGGCCAGCAACACUCGAAUUCCUUCGCCAACGGCAGCUUCGGCCAUGCCGGCGUCGCCAUGGCCGGGGCCGAUAUGGGGUCCCAGAAUAAGUCCGAGUCCGACGAUGCGGGCAACGGCCGGGCUGGAAGCGAGGAGGAGAACAUGACUCCUGCUCAGUCCAAGCGAAAAGCCCAGAAUCGAGCUGCUCAACGAGCCUUCCGCGAGCGAAAGGAGAAGCACGUCAAGGACCUCGAGGCCAAGCUUGCCGACCUCGAGGCGGCCCAGCAGCACGCCUCGGCCGAGAACGAGCGCCUCAAGAGGGACCUCCAGAAGGUGUCGACCGAGAACGAGAUCCUCAAGGCGACGACGACCACCGGCGGGCGAAACCUCCAGUCCUCCAGCUCCCCCGAGCCGCUGGUCACCGGCCCCAUGCGCUACAACCCGACCGAGUUCGCCUCGAGCGUCCUACAAGGCCACCAGAACAAGCAGUUCUCCCACAGGAUCGUCCAGUCGUCCGACGGCCAGAGCCUGUAUGCUGCCGGAGCCGCGUGGGAUUUCAUCAUAUCCCACGAGCUCUUCAAGCGCGGCCUGGUGGAUAUCAUCAAUGUCAGCGAGCACCUGAGGACGCGCGCGGUGUGCGAUGGCCAGGGCCCCGUCUUUUCUCAAAAGGACAUCGUUGCUGCCAUCCAGCUGAGCGUUGCCAACGGCACUGACAACCUCAUCUAA